AUGAGAGGCAGCCUGGUCCUCGAGAGCCUCCUGCGCACCACCCGCGUGCGCCGCGUGUACGUGCUGCUGCGCGGCAAGCGCGGCUGCGGCGCGCAGGAGCGGUGCGACGGGCUGCUGCAGGGGCCGAUUUUCCACAUGGUGCGAGACAAGCCAGAGCUCCUGAGCAAGGUCGUCGCCCUGCCGGGCGACCUCGGGCGGCCCCGCCUCGGCCUCUCAACUUCGGAGGUCGACGCCCUGGCGUCCGAGGUUGACAUCAUCAUCCACGCCGCCGCGGACAUCCGCCUAGAGGCGCCGAUCCAGGAGACGCUGCGCGCCAACUACAUGGGCACGCGGCGCGUGCUGGAGCUUGCGACGCAGCUGCCUAGGCUGCGCUCCAUGGUACACGUCAGCACUGCUUACGUCAACAUAAACCACCCCCACGGCGCCACCGUGCGGGAGCGGAUAUACCCCCUGAUGCACGGGGAGGUGGAGGCGGAUGGGGAGCGCAUCGCAGAGGAGCUCCUCGCCCUGCCCCCAGUGCUGGCCGAGCGCCGCUCCGACUUCUACCGCCACCACUUCGGUUUCCCCAACACCUACUGCCUGGGAAAGCACCUGGCAGAACAGAUGGUGGCGCGCGCCAAGGCGGCGGCGGGGCUGCCGGUCGCGGUCGUGCGGCCGUCGCUGGUCACUGGGGUCGCGGGGCUGCCCUGGGCGGGGCACAUCGGAAACUACGCCGGGCUGUCAGGCAUGGGCGCCGCCACCGCCCUCGGCUUCUUCCCGGCGGCCUCUGCCUACGCCGUCAACCCCCACAGCGUGUGGGACGCGGUCCCCGGGGACCUCGUGGCGAGCGCAAUCCUCGCCACCGCCGCCGCCGUCGCGGCGGGGCUGGCCCCCGCGAUCGCGGCCGCCGCGGCCGGCGGCGCACGUGCAGAGGCGGCGGCGCCUUGGCGCCUGACUGAGGACGGCGCCGCGGGCGCGGCCAAGGCGCUGCACGGCGCGCCUCGCGUCGCGCGGCGCGUGAGCGACUCAGGCUUCUCCGACGACUCGGCCAUUAUUGUCGCGCCGCCCCGCGGCCCCCCCAGCGCCAAUGCGCUGGACGAUGGCGCGAGCACCGCGCACCCCUCGUGCCCGCCCUCGGCGAAUGACACCGGGCUGCUUUUUGACUCUGCGGCGCUGCAGCAGCUGCAUGCGCGCGUGGAGCCCAGUGAGCGCCUUGACUACCUCCUCACCUUUGGCCCUCCCCGCGCCGAGGGCGUCGGGCCGGAGGCGUGGGCGGCAGCGGCUGGGCCUGGGGCCAGUGGGGUUGGGGGGGAUGAGAUUUACGAGCACCCGGCCGCCAGGAUGGGGUGGAGGCGGUACGCCAUGAACUGCAUGGCAGGGAUAAUGCACAUGAUGACAGGAGCCACGCCCCCCAGGGUGGCCCAGGUCCCCGACCGCCCCGGUGAGGUUAUCGAGCACGACUACAAGCACAUCCGCUGA
Molecule: messenger RNA, 1458 nt
Organism: Monoraphidium neglectum
Lineage: Eukaryota; Viridiplantae; Chlorophyta; Chlorophyceae; Sphaeropleales; Selenastraceae
Product: Fatty acyl-CoA reductase 1
Exons: 8
Coding region: 1-1458 (485 amino acids)
Biological process (GO): long-chain fatty-acyl-CoA metabolic process
Cellular component (GO): intracellular membrane-bounded organelle
Molecular function (GO): alcohol-forming very long-chain fatty acyl-CoA reductase (NADP+) activity
Source: RefSeq, a predicted model, not a curated record